GCGUGUGUGUGCGUGUGUGUGCGUGGGGUGGGACAGACUGUGUUUGCAAUAUGAGCGCUGACGGUCUUCAGUCCGCCCUGAAACGUCGUCGAUACGCGCCGGUGUGUGGUUGUAGUGCCUAUGGAAAACACCUCUACAGAUCACUACAGAUGCCAUGACAUCGUUGACGUGGAGUCCGGGAAACCCCUCACCUCGGCGGUGAUGUUCUCGGCUGGUGUGUUGGGUAACAUCGUGGCUCUGGUGCUGUUGGAGGUCCGGCGCAGGAAGAGCAGUGCGUCCCUGUACCAUAUCCUGGUGACUGCGCUCCUUCUGACGGAUCUUCUGGGCUCCGUGUCUGUCAGCCCCGUGGUUCUGUCAGCUUAUGCUCAGAAGAAAACUCUGGUGGGGAUGAGUGCCAACAAGGAAAUGUGCUCCUACUUUGGCUUCAGUAUGACCUUCCUAAGCCUCUCCACGCUGGCUCUCUUGUGCGCAAUGGCGCUUGAGCGCUACCUCUCCAUAGGCUACCCCUAUUUUUACGAAGAGCACCUGAGCAAACGCUGUACUUAUAUCACUCUUUUGCUCAUUUACAUAAGCAGCAUCAUUUUCUGCAUCCCUCCCCUCCUGGGUUUCGGUGCAUAUGUGCAGUACUGCCCAGGGACAUGGUGUUUUCUGGAGAUGGGACACACGGAUGGAACGGAUAAAGUUUACAUCGGAUUGUAUGCGUCAUUCAUCCUCCUUAUAAUCUCCACCACGAUUGCGUGCAACAUAUAUGUUAUUUACCUCCUGGUGAUGAUGCACAGAAGGGGCAAAAUGCGUCGUUGCGGCCGCAGAUCUCGCUCCAUGACGGAGGAAUUGGCGCAUCUCCUGCCGCUUGCCUUGGUCACUGUGUUCUACAUCUGCUGCACCUUCCCUUUAGUGAUCCGGGUCUACAUCAAUCUCACUGGCAGCCAUGAGGAGUGUCAUGCAGCUGACCUCAGAGCUCUCCGUUUCCUGUCACUUCACUCCAUCAUUAAUCCCUGGGUCUUCAUCAUCCUCCGCCCAUCGGCUCUGAAAAUCAUCUGGAGGAAGUUGCAGAAACUGCAGACAUCCACAUCGACUGGUCAGUCCACAGAAGCAGCAGGUGAGAGGAACAUGAGGGCAACAGCGAAACCUUCACAUGAUGAGCACACCCUCCACAGCUGGGGCGAAAUGCCUGUAGUUGGUAUCACUGCAGGAACUCCUGGCCUGGCCUCAACGUGUAAAUCGACAAAUUAGCUGUUCGUCAUGUGAAAGUGGUUCUCCUGCAUACGGAGCUCCAAAAGUCAAUGUUAAAACUCACCAAGUGAAACCACACACAACGGCAGUUUCUUCUCUGCAGACAUUUCCACAAUAUAGCAACUUGUGGUGUAGAGCUCUGAGUUUCUCCUCUGUACGUCAUCUGGAGAAUCUCAAUGUUGAUUGGCUAUUGUGUCAAAUUUCAACUGGAGCGAUAUUUGCGACAAUCUUGUCUUCUCACCUGUGUGCAUUGACUUUGUUUGUAAACUCAUCACGUGACAAAUGUGAGUCCUAUGUGAACACAACAUAAGGCCAAGCUGCACUUUCCACACCCUCUGCUGCACGACCCCAAUAUAACGCCAAACUCCGUAUAUCUGAACUUGAAUUUUGGACUUUCUUCCCCAAGCUCAAAUUUUGAAUGCAAGUGACAGCUCUACUAAAGACUGUUCUUUUUGUAUUUUGUCCUUGACUUCCAACUACUCUGCAUUUCACCAAAAAGUAGUAAAACAAGCCCAAACAGUGCUUGUAGAGUUACCUCAAAUAUAAUCACCUAACACCAGCAGCCAUGGCAUUAGUGGACAGUUUAAAAAUGCCUGUGAUUUUUGAAUAAAUGCAACAUAAAUAUCAAAUAUCAACAGCCACACACUCACAAUACUUUAGUACUGAUCUAUGAAGAACUGGUACCAACUGCAUCUCUUCCAAACGUGCUGUAAUCAGUUCAAACAUGAUCAUAACUAACAUCUCUUUGGUUCAGAGUGGGGAGCUCAGUUUGCUAAAUGGUUGAUUUUCAUGGAAUCCAAUGAGGUUCAGUAAUAUGUUGAGUGUGUUAGGGUUAUGAUGCUGUCAUCUCCUUUUGUAUGAAUGUAUAUUUUCUUGUGUCCAUGUAUAUUACGCAACACAUGUGUUUGUGUAGAGAAUUAAUGUGUCAUUCAAAUUUGUGCAAGAAUAUUUUGAAACUGAGGUUUCACAAACUCCUCAGGGGAAAUGAAAAGCAACUGAUCGCACAUUAAAGCAAAGUGACUUGAGCUUCAAAGCUGCAAUAGUUGAUUUUUUAUCUGGAUCACAGCUCUGCCCUGAGCUCCAAGUGGUCUCAAUACACACAAUACACAAUACAGGGGAUGUGUGUGUGUGUGUGUGUGUGGGGGGCUAACUAAGGCACAACACUUACUGUAAGCUUCAGUGUGUGACCAGUGUGCCAUUUUUGUAUGUGAGUCUCACUCUCUCAACAUUGUGGAUAAUUGAAAUCCAUAUAUGAACCACUGAACUGACCUGCAUGUGCUUUCAUGGUGCAUAGAUGUACGAGUUUGGAAAAAUCAGAAAUCAGAAACACACACAAACACGUGUGUAGAAAUAUACACACACACACACACACACACACACACACGUGAGCAUUUGCACGUGCAUGACUGACUUCAGAUCUCAAAGUUGAGGGCGUUCUGAAGCCGACCACUCCUUGAUUUGUCGUGGAUAACUUAUUUAAGUAAAAUGCAGGGUCUAGGCUUCUUUGCUACUGUUGCAGACAAACACUCAAAUGCAGAGCAGGUGCAGAUGUUUACAGUAAAUGGUUUGUAUUUAUAUAGCACUUUUCUAGUCUUGGCCACUCAAAGCUGCUUCAAACUAGAGUUUUGUCAUUCACUCACACGUUCAUACAGAGCAUCUAUGUGCAGCUCAUUUUCUAUCACUCAUCUUUCAGAACUUUGAAAAGCAGGAAACUGAGCGAUGUUGCCAUCACUCAGUUUCCGAUGUUGCCGUAGAUGGUCUGAUUGUGCAUACAUAAAUUGUGUUCAAAAGGUUAAGGUUGAACAUUUCUUCAGUGGCCAGAUUCUCACCUAAAUUGAAUUUAGAAACAUAUGGAAUGAUCGUAUUGAUCUAUGAAAAAGUGUAGACAGGAAGUUUCUAACAGAAGGACAAAUAAACAGAGGUAACAUGGAGCACAGAAGCACAUGACUACAACUAAAACAUUAGCUAGGAGGUCCCUAAUUGAACUAUACAAUGAUGAUCAGAGUGAGAGCUCCUCACCUAAUGCAUGCAGAUAUGGUGGAACUGAACUGUAAGUGUUCACUUUUAUUUAGAUCUGACUUUGUCUACUUUACUUUCCAUUGGGUUUGUCAUUGUCUUGCAAUAUAUACCCUUUUUACUUGUUUAUAUUUAUGGGGUUUUAUUUAUUUAUAUAUAUAUUUUUGUUGGUGUGUUUGAUU
This is a messenger RNA of Solea solea (common sole), 3431 nucleotides long. Its product is annotated as prostaglandin E2 receptor EP2 subtype-like. The record is from RefSeq and is a predicted model, not a curated record. Gene Ontology annotation, molecular function: prostaglandin E receptor activity. NCBI's taxonomy places the organism in Eukaryota, Metazoa, Chordata, Actinopteri, Pleuronectiformes, Soleidae. Gene Ontology annotation, biological process: cellular response to prostaglandin E stimulus; adenylate cyclase-activating G protein-coupled receptor signaling pathway; inflammatory response. Bases 121 to 1233 code for a protein of 370 amino acids. The transcript is spliced from 2 exons. Gene Ontology annotation, cellular component: plasma membrane.